ACCCCUCAGCUGUGUCAGCUGGUCAGCCACUGGCAGAAACUCUGGCUCCUGGCUCUGGCCAGACAGGGCCGCCUAGAGCAGCACGAGCAGGGACUCCAAGAGAUGGAGGAAUUUGCGAAUUUUGACUUCAACGUCUGGCGAAAGCGCUACAUGCAGUGGAUCAGCCACCUCAAGUCUCGGAUCCUGGAUGUGUUCCGAAACAUCGAUAGGGACCAGGACGGACGAAUCAGUAAGAAGGAGUUAAUCGACAACGUCCUGGCAUCCAAAUUCCCCACCAACUCCCUGGAGAUGAAUGCAGUGGCCAAUAUCUUUGACAUGAAUGGGGACGGCUUCAUUGACUACUAUGAGUUUGUGAGUGCCCUCCAUCCCAGCCGGGAUCCCUACAGGAGGACGCUAGAUGCAGAUCAGAUCAACGAGGAGGUGGGUCGACAGGUGUCUCAGUGCAACUGUCCCAAGAGGUUCCAGGUGGAGCAGAUCAGUGCCAACCGCUACAGGUUUGGGGAUUCCCAACAGUUGCGGAUGGUGCGUAUCCUGCGCAGUACCCUGAUGGUACGGGUGGGAGGAGGCUGGACAGCACUUGAUGAAUUCCUGGUCAAGAACGACCCUUGUAGAGUGAAAGGUCGGACGAACCUAAAGAUAAAGGAGAAGUACUUGUUCGACAACUCUCGGAGAGGAGGCUCAUCUAAAACCCUGACGGUCAGCAGGUCCAACUCCAGCCUGAGUCUCUACAGCAGCGCCUCGGCUCCUAGCAGCCCCCUAACACGCAAGGCCUUACUGCGGAGGAGUCUCUCAGGUGACCGCUGCAUCCGGCCCAGGAGCUCCAUAGCUGCUCUGGGGUCAGAUCUACAGUUCUCCACUGUGGGGGAUGACGAUUCUCUUUCACCAUCAGAGGAAGCUGAAAGACUGCCCACAUGAUGAGGAAGGUAUGUCCACAACGCGCAUCAUGUGAAUGCUACAGUGAUGAGCUCCACUACAGCGAGAGAGCGAGAGAGAGAGCGAGAGAGAGAGAGAGAGAGAGAGAGAGAGAGAGAGAGAGAGAGAGAGACCAACAAGACAAGGCCUCAGUCACAAACUCCACAACCUUCAGAAAGUGAUACAAAAGGGCCAGAUACACUAUUGGACACUGUGUUUGCAGGCUCUCUGGAGAGCCUUCGAUUGGUCAGCUAGGGAUCUGGACAUGACCUCUGACCUAAACCUGGACAUAACCCACUACUCUCCUCUCUGAGUCGUUAUAUUGAUAUAGUCAUCAUUUCGAUCAUCUGAACAACUUCAAUACUGGCUUUCCGAAUAUGACAGUAUCCGAGGAUAAAGAUAUUGGAACAGUCUGCAUGGAUACGAAUCGCAUGACGGCUAUCGGCAAAGCUUACAAUCUACCACAUUAGUUUUACCCCUGCACCCUUAUAACGAUGUCAGGGCAAGCUGCGAUCAAGCAACGGUGUGGCCUGAAGCUAAGUCUCAAAACUCUGCAAGAACAAACGCGUGUAUUAGCAGCAACUGGAUCAUCGUUUUCUAAGCUAUAUGAAGUCAGGGUUUCAUCAGCGACCGUCAUGAUUGGCUCCCUUAUGUUACUGUGUGUACUGCAUUUCUCCUUUGAAGUAAAGUGGGUCUGUAAAAUGCGCUCAAAUGCAAGUAUGUGAAGGUGUGCUAGUAGACGCUGUAUUUAGUAACAAGACAAAGACCGUCCAAAGGAUGAUGCCAAAGCCUACAGAGCCAAUGGUUCCAUCAUCUUUCACCGUUGUAAUUCUUUUCCCAUGACAUAAUAGGAAACACUAGCCUGGUCCCAGAUCUGCUUGUACUGUUUUCGCCAACAGCGUCCAUAGGAGUUUACAAGCCAGCACAAACAGAUCUGGGACCAGGCUAAGGAAACACUGCUGGCGGGGCCACAUUGCUGUUUCAUGUUACAACUUCAACCUGAACAGACGCUACACUGUCAGUGUAAAGGUUUCUUUUUAGUAUUGUUUUAAAUGCUACAUUUUAAGGUCAGAACGUAUAUGAAGAUGGGCAUGGGUCAUUGUUUUGAUGAGAUUAUUUUUCUCAGCUUUGGUUUUGCCUUUUGAUGUUUAAGGGUUGAAUGUUUACGUGGAACAUUACUGUGAGAUUGUAGAUGUACUUUUUAUGUCACCGCUGAGAAGCCACUGGAGGUUUUAUAUGGCGGGACAUUUGAAGGGCAAGUUGUGUUCUUCACACAUGAACUUCCUCCCAUGGAAUGCACUUUUUCUUUGGUUUGGUUCUGUAUGUGUGUGUCACUUUUUGUGAUUUAAUUCACUUAGUUUCAGUGUUUAGGACUAGAGAAAUAGACGGGAGUUUCUUUGAUUGCUGAUGAACAACUGUAGGGUUUCACAGGGUGUGGCCCUCCCAAAAUACAAAAGUGUAGUUCUCAAUGAGAUCUUGGCUUUCUGUCCUCCAUUCGGUCUUAAUUCUGACUAUUUUAGGCAAAGCAACACAUUAAUUUAUGUCUCUUUCCUCCUUUUGAGCCUAGGCGUAAAAGCAAAAUGUCCCACCUAUAGCAAACGUUCCCCACGUGUGUCUCAAACAAUUACACCUCUGCAUACAACAACUGUCAGACAGAGGAUUGAUGCCGCUCACCAUGACUGUGCCGGUGCUACAAUUCAUAUCAAUAUUAUAAACCCCAAAGAAAACUGUAUAUCAUGUGACCCGCUUGUGAAAGUCUACACCCUCAACUCUACCUCAGAGAGAUGAGCUGUGAGGCUUGAGGUUGACGAUGUCCUAAAAUGGACAACGUACAAAUAUUUUGUCUAUUGGUGGCAUCUGGACUUGUCCCUGCUUAAUCUUGUAUCAUGCUUGCCUUCUCUAUGGUUUACUGUAUAUCUGGUAAAUUGUACCACUGUAAGCAAGUGUGUGUAUGUUACCACUGUUAGCACGUGUGUGUAUGGGCAUGUGUUAAGUAUGGGUUUUCGUUUUUUUAUUGAGACUGGUCCAAGAAAGGUACAAUCUUACAUGACAAAAGCAGUGGAUUGUGUACACUAAGGUUUGGGCUUAUGCAGUUCUGAUUAAGAAAAACAAAAAACAAAAUUUCGAACUCCUUUGUUUCUGAUUCAUUCCAUUGUCAUUUUACGCUUCAAUGUGAGAAUGUUGGGCAAUACAGAAUCUCAAUGUACUGUAAAACACAAUAUCCAGAUUCUUCUACUGCUAUGCACCCCUAUCUUUCUGUACUGUAUAUGUCAAUUUCUAUAUCCAGCGCUUGUUCUGGUAUCUAAUUUAGGAACACUGUAGAAGAAUGAAACUAAUAAUGUUUUAAGUCCAUUGUAAAAUAAACCAUUUGUAAUGA
Oncorhynchus masou masou (cherry salmon) is the source of this 3289-nucleotide messenger RNA. RefSeq names its product microtubule-actin cross-linking factor 1, isoforms 6/7-like. The annotation marks the transcript as partial. Gene Ontology annotation, cellular component: cytoplasm; intermediate filament; membrane. NCBI's taxonomy places the organism in Eukaryota, Metazoa, Chordata, Actinopteri, Salmoniformes, Salmonidae. The record is from RefSeq and is a predicted model, not a curated record. Gene Ontology annotation, biological process: wound healing; intermediate filament cytoskeleton organization. Gene Ontology annotation, molecular function: structural molecule activity; microtubule binding; calcium ion binding. The transcript is spliced from 8 exons.